GGACGCCGGCUCCCGGCUGGCCGUGGCGCGCCCCCGGGCUGUGAAUGCGACUCGCCCCUCAUCCGCGCUCCCCGCCCGCCCGCCCGCCCGCCGGGACGUGGUAGGGGAUGCCCAGCUCCCCGGCGAUGGCAGUUGGCGCGCUCUCCCGUUCCUUCUUGGUCACCUGCUGCCUGAUGGUGGCUCUGUGCAGUCCGAGCAUCCCGCUGGAGAAGCUCGCCCAGGCACCGGAGCAGCCGGGCCAGGAGAAGCGCGAGCACGCGUCGCGGGACAGCCCGGGGCGGGUGAGCGAGCUGGGGCGCGCCGCGAGGGACGAGGGCUCCAGUGCCCGGGAUUGGAAAAGCAAGAGCAGCCGUGCCUUCGGCAGCCGGGACGCGUGGAGCAAGCAGAAGCAGGCCUGGGCUGCCCAGGGCGGGGGCACCAAAGCCGGGGACUUGCAAGCGCGGCCUCGUGGGGACACCCCGCAGGAGGAAGCCCUGGUGGCAGCCGCCCAGGACGCGAUCAGCCCCGAACUCGUACCCACCCCCGAGCUGCCCGAGGAGUACGUGUAUCCAGAUUACCGCGGGAAAGGCUGCGUGGACGAAAGUGGCUUCGUAUACGCGAUCGGGGAGAAGUUCGCGCCGGGCCCCUCGGCCUGCCCGUGCAUGUGCACCGAGGAGGGCCCGCUGUGCGCACAGCCCGAGUGCCCGCGGCUGCACCCGCGCUGCAUCCACGUCGACACCAGCCAGUGCUGCCCGCAGUGCAAGGAGAGGAAGAACUACUGCGAGUUCCGGGGCAAGACCUACCAGACUUUGGAGGAGUUCGUGGUAUCUCCAUGUGAGCGGUGCCGCUGUGAAGCGAAUGGAGAAGUGCUGUGCACAGUGUCGGCCUGUCCCCAGACCGAGUGUGUGGACCCUGUAUAUGAGCCUGACCAGUGUUGUCCCAUCUGCAAAAAUGGUCCCAACUGCUUCGCAGAAACUGCUGUCAUCCCAGCUGGUCGAGAAGUAAAGACUGAUGAAUGCACCAUCUGCCACUGCACUUACGAGGAAGGCACAUGGAGAAUCGAACGGCAAGCCAUGUGCACGAGACACGAAUGCAGGCAGAUGUAGACCCUUGACUGUACAAAAACUCACGUGGUUUUUUUCUAGAACAUCUUCCUGAUGUGACACUGUAGAUGGCGCUGGGAAACAUAUCAAAAGAAGACUUUUGAUGCAAAGUCGUGGAAAAUGGUUGAUCCUUUUGUUUUCUUUGGUUACAAUUACUGCAAGAGAAGGAAGUGGAUUUAUUUCAGAGCAUCGUCAAGAACUCUGGGUGUAAAGACCCUCUCUAAAUAAAUGUGCUAUUUUCACAGUAAGUACGCUAAAGUACACUGUUAUAUAUUAAAUGUAUUUCUAUAAUCCCUCUAUUAGAGAGCUUAUAUAAAUGUUUUCUAUAGAUACAGAUUAAAAUGCUGUGUUGUCCACCGUC
Molecule: messenger RNA, 1443 nt
Organism: Dipodomys ordii (Ord's kangaroo rat)
Lineage: Eukaryota; Metazoa; Chordata; Mammalia; Rodentia; Heteromyidae
Gene: Vwc2
Product: von Willebrand factor C domain containing 2
Exons: 3
Coding region: 108-1085 (325 amino acids)
Biological process (GO): negative regulation of BMP signaling pathway
Cellular component (GO): AMPA glutamate receptor complex
Molecular function (GO): protein binding
Source: RefSeq, a predicted model, not a curated record